Rhodamnia argentea is the source of this 2766-nucleotide messenger RNA. Its product is annotated as disease resistance protein RPV1-like. NCBI's taxonomy places the organism in Eukaryota, Viridiplantae, Streptophyta, Magnoliopsida, Myrtales, Myrtaceae. Gene Ontology annotation, molecular function: protein binding; ADP binding. The record is from RefSeq and is a predicted model, not a curated record. The transcript has 6 exons. The coding region runs from base 247 to 2766 and encodes 839 amino acids. Gene Ontology annotation, biological process: defense response.
GAAAUGAUCGUUUUGGGGUCUAGAUUUCUUUUGCGUAAUUUACUCAGCAUCUGAUGGCAAUUGAGUCACUUAGCUAGUAGUUCUACAAUAUAAAAGUUAUUGCUAACAUAGUUGUUACCUUAUGGCAGCCAGGGAGAUCCGAUCCAAUCCGUAAUUCAAACUGUUUUGGUUAAGCUAAAUGUCAGAUUUAAAAAUGUGACUGAACAUCUAGUUGGAGUUGAUGAUCGAGUGCAUUCUAUAAUCAGAAUGUUGGAUGUGGAAUAUGAUGGUGUCCAAUUUCUUGGAAUCCAUGGAAUAGGUGGGAUUGGCAAAACGACACUUGCCAAGGUUGUCUACAACCAACUGUCUUCUCAUUUUGAAGGUUGCAAUUUCCUUUCGGAUAUCCGAGAGUCAUCCCAACGCCGGGGUCUGGUAUAUUUGCAAAAACAUUUGUUAUCCAAGUUCUUGGAUUCUAGAUCUGUCGACCAAAUUCAUGAUGUUGAUGAUGGUAUCAACAUGAUUAAGAGAGUACUUUGCAAAAGAAAAGUGCUCAUUGUUCUUGACGAUGUGGAUGACAAAGAGCAACUCAAAAGUCUAGCAGAAAAAGGUAAUUGGUUUGGCUCUGGUAGUAGGAUAAUCGUAACUACUAGGAAUAGAAGUGUCCUAAUGGCCGAGGGAGAAGUAAUAGGCGAAGUCCUUGCAAAAAAGCCUACAAAAAUUUCAACUUACGAAGUACAAGAAAUGGAAUUUGAGCAUGCUCUUAUGCUUUUCAGUAGGCAUGCCUUUAGAAGAGACUCUCCACCAUAUCAUUAUGCUUCCCUUUCGGAAAAUGUUGUCUCCACUUUGGGAAAGCUUCCUUUAGCAUUGGAGGUUACGGGUUCAUUCCUUUCUGGUAAAUCCGAAGCAUUAUGGGUAGACACAUGCAAGAAGCUACAAAAAGCUCCUCCCAUGGAAGUCCAAAGAACAUUGAUGAUAACUUAUGAAAGAUUAGAUGAUGCACAAAAGCAAGUAUUUUUGGAUAUAGCUUGUUUUUUUGUUAAUAAGGAUAGAACAUACCCCUUCUACAUGUGGGAUGAAUGUGGAUACUACCCACACAAUGCCAUUGAAGCCCUCUUUCUCAUGUCCUUGAUUAAAAUCAAAGAUGACAACACUUUUUGGAUGCAUGACCAAGUGCGCGAUCUCGGAAGGGAAAUUGUCCAUCAAGAGAAUUCCAAAAAUCCUUGCAAGCGUAGCAGAGUGUGGAAUCACGAGGAAGCCUUGAACAUUCUGAAGCGAAAAGAGCGCUUCAAAUUGUUUGCCUUUAAUCUUCACAUGUGGACUUCUUGGUGUUUUCAUUGUCGGGGAAGUAGGAAAAUAGAAGCCCUGUCACUAGGAUAUCGUGGAGACGUUGUAACGCAAGAUGAAGUUGCUAAUUUACGAAACCUGAGGUUCUUUGAAGGGAAUGGGGUCUUCCUUGCUGGAGACUUUAAUAAUCUUCUCUCUCGUUUAACAUGGCUUUCUUGGCGAUGUUGCCCUUACGAGUUUGUGGCGACGAACUUUCAUCUUCCUAAUCUAGUCAUUCUUGACGUUUCAUGCAGUGAUAUUUCAGAGAAAUGGAUUGGUUGGAACCAUAUUAGGGCGGCAAGCAAACUUAAAGUACUAGAUCUCAGCUAUUGUAACUACUUAAUGAGAACACCUGAUUUAUCUAUGUUGGUGUCCUUGGAGAGAUUGAUUCUUGAAGGCUGUUGCAACUUAGUUGAAAUUGAUGCAUCCAUCGGUAAAUUAGAGCAUCUAACUACUUUGAACUUGAAGGGAUGUGACUCUCUUGAAAAGUUGCCUGAAGAAAUAGGAUGUCUACAAGCUGUGAUAGAGAUUGUCAUGCCUAAUACGCUACGUAGACUUCCAGAGACGUUUGGUAAUUUGCGGUCAUUGUUGACCUUUGAUGUGUCACAUAGUCGGAUUAGCAAAUUGCCAUGCUCGAUUGGAGGGUUGGUGAAACUUAGGCUGUUGAAUUUAUCUGAGUGUACAAAGAUAAAAGAACUUCCAGAUUCGGUUGGGGAAUUGCAAUCAUUAGUGGAGUUGGAUUUGUCAUCGACAAGUUUGGAUCACCUACCUGAUUCAAUCGGCAAUUUAAAGCAACUGAAAGUACUUAUGAUAAACCGCAUAAGGGGGAUAACAAGAUUACCAAGUGCAAUCGGGCUGAUGGAGAUACUUGAAGAGUUGGACGCUAGUGGAUGUGGCAACUUGACCGGCGAAAUCCCCGAAGAAAUUGGGAGCCUGUCUUGUUUGAGAAUCCUGGACUUGUCAAGCACUAAAAUAUCCGGAUUGCCUAAUUCAAUUGGCAAACUAAAGCAACUGAAAGUACUUAGAAUAAACAACCUAGUUGGGAUAACAAGAUUACCAAGUGCAAUCUGGCUGAUGGAGAAGCUUGAGGAGUUGCAUGCUAGUAGAUGUUACUUCAUGAGAGAUUGCAGGUCCAUGGAAAGGAUGUCAAGACUUAUGGAAAUUGAGAAAGCUAAGGAAGCUCAGAGUAGGAGAAUGUCCAAAGCUAAGGAGCGUGGAAGGUCUACUGGGAAUCUUCACAGAAGUGGUGGAUUCACGAUUGCAGGCGGUUGCCCAACCGUAACAGUUAUUGAAGAUGUCGUGAUAACAGAUAUUCGGUGUUUCCUGGACUCGACCACGCUGCGUAUUUUUGAGCUGGUUACACUGAAUCCCACACCGACGAAAGUCCGGCAAGUGGCAAUUGAAUUCGGAUGGUCUGAAGAAGGUUUUCCCAUGACAAACAGUGGUAUCAAGUACGACCCAUGA